GCGCGCCUCUCCACUCCUGCGUAGAGGCGGGAAAAGCGCCUGCCCCCUACCCUAUCUGUGGGUGAACGUCUGAAAGCGGGAGGGAGGGCAGAAAGAGACACUCAUUUCACGCUCCACCGAGGCGAGGUCACCCGCUGGCCUUGUGGGUGGCCAGGCACCGCCCAACGGCGACGACACGCUUUGGCCGGCUCCCCUUUUGCACGGCGCCUCUCCGGACCCCCGUCCUUACUCCCCACCCGACCAGCGUGCGCGCAAAGGGGCGCGCGUCCCCCUGCCUUCGCCCCAGCGGCGCCCGAGGCCCGGCGGCCCGGAUUGGCCGGGGAGGGCGGCGAGCUCCGCCUGCUGUAGCCGCGCUUCUCGGCUGGGAGGGAGAGAGGCGCGGGGCUGCGCUGCCUCGUCUGGAGCGGGAGAGCCUGGCAGCGGCGGCGGAGGAGCAGCCGGAGCCUGCUGGUCUGAGGCGUCCGCCCCGUGGCCCCUCCGCUCCCGGCGCGCAAGGCAAGGCAAAGGGGGGCGCCCCCUCCAUCGGUCCAUGACCAUGGGCGACAAGAAGAGCCCGACCAGGCCAAAAAGGCAAGCAAAGCCUGCAGCCGAUGAAGGCUUUUGGGAUUGUAGUGUGUGCACCUUUAGGAACAGUGCUGAAGCCUUUAAAUGCAGCAUAUGCGAUGUCAGGAAAGGCACCUCCACAAGGAAACCUAGGAUAAAUUCUCAGCUUGUUGCACAACAAGUUGCUCAGCAAUAUGCUACCCCACCGCCUCCUAAAAAGGAGAAGAAAGAGAAGGUGGAAAAGCAGGAAGAGAAAAAGCCAGACAAAGAAAAAGAAAUUAGUCAAAGUGUUAUAAAGAAGAGUACCAACAAGAAGACUAAGCCAAAGUCAGAUAUUGUGAAAGAUCCACCAAGUGAAGCAAACAGCAUACAGUCUGGGAAUACAACAACAAAGACCAGUGAUUCAAAUCACACCUCAAGGCCUAGACUGAAAAACGUGGACAGAAGUACCGCCCAGCAGCUGGCAGUCACAGUGGGCAACGUCACAGUAAUUAUCACAGACUUUAAAGAAAAGACUCGUUCUUCUUCCACGUCGUCAUCCACAGUGACCUCCAGUGCAGGAUCAGAACAGCAGAAUCAGAGCAGCUCGGGAUCUGAGAGCACAGACAAGGGUUCCUCCCGCUCCUCGACGCCAAAGGGCGACAUGUCCACAGUCAAUGACGAAUCUUUCUGAAAUUGCACAUGGAAUUGUGGGGAACUUAUGAAAUCAGGGUAUGAAAUUCAAUUGCUCCACUUGUCCACCAGGCUGCAGUCGUCCAGGGAAAGCUCCAGUGCCACUUACAUCUCUUCUGCCUCUUCUUGAGAGUCGGUGUAUUUUGGGGGGGGGACCUCACCUCUAAACAGAUGACACCGGGAUCGUUUGUGCUGGCUGUGGGCAUCUGGCCGUCGAAGAAUUUCGCACCCUGACAAUAACUUUUUUGACACUUGUGUAUUCCAUUGUUUUAUAUGAUUUUCCUAACAAUCAUUUAUAAUUGGAUGUGCUCUUGACUCUACUUUUUUAUAAAUCUGCUGUGCACAAUUUUUCCCAUGAACAUUGCAACCUUUUUUGUCUUUCGGGGCGAAGGGAAUGUGAAGUGAGCGGGAGGGAGAGGGCUGUAGGAGAGGGGUUUUUUUUUUUAAUUUAUUUCAGUCACAAACUCCAUCCUCUUGUUCUUGGUCGCCCCCCCCCCCCCUCCCCAGCAUAUCCUGUUUUGAUUUCAGUUCCCCUUCUUCUUCCAGUUAUACUGUGUACUAUCAGUUUUGAUAUAAAUUAUAUAUAAAUAUAUAAAUAUAUAUAUAUAAAUAAAAAUAUAUAGGGUUAUUUGAAACCAAUACAUGGAAACGCUGGUGCUUGAAACACUGUGAAGCGAAACAGUUUUAAGACCUGGGACAGUGAGUGCCCUUUGGAAAGAGCUGAAACUGGACCAGAACUAGUCAUAAACAAACCGAGUGUUCCUGCAGGCUCCACCCAAAACAGGACCUGGCUUCCUUUUUGUGCUUUGGCUGAAGAGUACUGGACAAAGAUAGAUGUCUAUUUUCUUAUUUUCUAUUCUGUUUUUGAAAUCUAAAAGGUGCUCCAGGUCACUUGCAUUCCUAGUAGAAUAUCUGAAAACAGUAAAAUCUCCAGCCUCGUCCUAUGGCAGUGUACACGUUUUAAUGGCCACAAGCUACGCUUGUUUCUGAAUGCCCUAGUAUUAAUGUACAGGAUGGCUACACGUUCACAUCGCCUAGUUUUGCGUAACCUGCCUCAUUCAAGUCCGGUGUUCUGUAACUUUAGCCAUGGUCCAGAUCUGUCCUGGUUACAGGGGUAUCAUUUCAAUACCUGCGGGGGGAGGAGGCAUUGUCAGUUUUUAUCAUCCAGAGCAAAAGGGAGCCUUAAGACAGAGGCUGCCCUCCACCCAGCUGUAAUAACAAAGGUACCACAAGAUCUGAUGUCAUAUGGCUUGUUCGCAAUACAAAUCUUUCACAUCUGUCUCUAUGUUCCUUUGUUUUACAUUAAUCCAUUGUGUAUCCUCAAGAGAGUUUUCUUUAAAGAAACAACAGCCUGUCUUCCAGUGAUGAUGGGUUGGGAUUAUUGGUGUUUAGACAUGUCUAGAUAUCCUGCCAUGCGAGCUGAAGUUGUGAAGAAUUUUUUCUUACUGGUAAGGGAGCAACUGGAUGAUGUGCCAUUUUGAUUUCGCUAGACAGCUGUUCCGAUGUCAGCUUCCUUCUAGCCCUGUUAGAAUUGCGUUGCAGUUUUGCCUAGCGUGUGUCUUAACCCUGCUUGAAACACUAGGAUGAAGAUAUGGCACACUUUUUUUUUCCUUUAAAAAAAGAUAUGCCUUCCAGUUCUCAUUGUGUGUGCUUUUUUAGGCGACCCAGAGUGCUUUGCUGUAAUUUCAGCAACCUCCCCCCCCCCCCCAUCAAAAUGGAUACUGCGUGGGUGUUUAUGCUCAAAGGGCCACUUGCCAGAACUUGGUGCUAGACAAUUACUAUACUAAUUAACUUGUUUGGAACAAUAUCAAUUAUUUCUGUUGUGUGGAGGCAGUGAAACUGUUGCGUUUUAUCAGCUCAGUUUUGACUCACAAACGCAAACUCUUUUCACACCCGGUUUAAAUUUUAGCCUGUGCUUAACUGAAUAAACCGACUCUGCUCAAAGCAGUGGAGAAGCAGAGCAGUGCCUUUGCAGCUGCAGUUUGAUUCUGAACAUGGUGCGUUCCUUGUUAAAUUGUUCUUGUAUUCUGAUUUGUUUUUGUUCAUUGAAAUCCUAUUAUUGAAAUAUUUAUUGAAAAAGAAAAAAAGAACCAAAGGAAAACCAGAUGAUUCUCAUAAGCUCCUAAAACACAAUAUUAUCUGUAGUUUUUAGUAGUCCACAUUGGUCCACCUUUUUAACAUGGAUGUGAUAUUGUAAAGACAUUCCUUUUCCAAGUUCUACUGUUCCUUUAAACGAUCUCAGGGAGGGUAAAUUGGUCAGCCAUAUUUAUUUUUGGAGAAAUUUUUUAAUUUUUAAAGAGAAGUUUGAACUUUGUCCCAGAUGUGUGUAUUUUGCACAGUUUUUUAAACGAAACGAACCAGAAUGAAUUGGGCCUGUGUUCAUUUGGACUGUUUACAGCAGACCUGUUGUGAGGGCGAGUGAAGUGCACCUAUACAGACAAAUGGUGUCUUCAGUGCUUCUUUGGAAUAAGGCCUUGGUGCAGGGGGAGAAAAGGCAGUGUGGUACGCUGAGGAAAUUUAUUUACAUGGCAAACACCACCCACCAAGCACUGUUGCUCUGCACCCACCAUUCCUCUUUGGGUGGGCUGACAUUCAAAAGGUGCACAUCAGCUGGAGUGGGUGGGUUGCGCCCAGUAAAACGCGCCCCUUAGAUUAGGUAGGUGGUAAAAGCUUUAAAGGUAACGAGCUACUCAUUGGUUUACCAAUUCAGUGGAAUCCUCUUUGGGUUUUCUUUUCUUUUUCUUAACGUGUGCCUCAUGAUAUGUUAGCUUGUUAGGUGAAAAGUAUGCAAAUCUAUCUUUGGCACAAGUGGACUGACUGAAGCUGCAUUUGGUUGAAAUUGUCAGCUAAGCAUUCAAACUUUCUUGGGCCGCAUUUUUUCGCUGUUGCAUUGUCAAUCUGCUUUUUUACUUAAACCCUGUGAUGGACAAUACCCUUAAACAGUAGCAUGUGUUAAAAUAGAAUUCCCUUCACUUCUGUGCAUUUCAGUUUGCCGUACGGUAGUUGGAGAGCAUGUUUUAAAUACUAGUGUAGAGGAAGGGGCCAGAAACGCUCAAUUGCCAAUGGCACAGAGAGCAGGCGAGAUAAAAGCACAGUGUUAACAUUUGCAAGUUUCAAUUUUUACACUUCACAUACACACACGUGCGUGCACACCCAUACAUACAACAGCUUGCCUGACUUGCUCAGUUUGACAGAGUCAUGCAAAGGGAACCAGUAAAAAGCGUUUAAGAUGAGCAAUUUUAAUUGAAGGCAAUUCGUUUACUAAAAAGAACAGAUUUAAAAUUCGGCAGUAGCUAUUUUCAGUGAGAGACACUUCCACCUGCCUUAUCAAUAUAAUUCUCAGUCUACUUUUUAAACAACAGUAAACGUAAAUUAUUGAAAAUUUAUUAAUUGCUGACUAUAAUAACCUUUGCUUGUAUGUAACCGAAAAAAAAUGAUUUAAGAGCCAACAUUUAGAAUAUGACAAUGGAGCUGAACAGUUUUUAACGCGCAAGCAGUUCUGUUCUUGUGUAUGACUUGUAACCUUAAUUUACUGUGUAAAGAUGGUUACAUUAUUUCUUUAGCUUUGUUUGGAGACAAAUAGAGAAUGCUUGUUUAAGUAUGUCAAGACAUAAUUUUAUCUUGUGGAUUUUUAUGUUAAUGUAUUAUACGAGCUAUAUUUUUCAUUUGCCCAGAAAGACAGCUUGUAUAACGCUUUUGGAAGUUUUCUGCUCUGUAAAGUCUUUAGAGCUGACAGUCCUGUUAGAUUUGUUUUUAAUCUUCAUGCUAAAAGUGUCAAUGGUGGUUUUGUGAACUGGUCAGAAAAAAUUCACAGGUCUUAAAUGUUUUUGGGAAAUUUAUAUUGGACACUGCUCUUUGUCUAGCAAAUAAAAGAUGUUAAUAUAUUCCUGUUACCGGCAUGUGCACGACUGUUAUUAGAAGCCACUUUAUAAUUUUCCUGCUUUAAAUAGAAAUGUCUAUUUAUGAAUUCUGCUUGUAGUUUUUUCACAAAUAAAAUAGCAACAUUUAAUUAAA
Molecule: messenger RNA, 5229 nt
Organism: Sphaerodactylus townsendi
Lineage: Eukaryota; Metazoa; Chordata; Lepidosauria; Squamata; Sphaerodactylidae
Gene: RYBP
Product: RING1 and YY1 binding protein
Exons: 5
Coding region: 530-1216 (228 amino acids)
Biological process (GO): positive regulation of DNA-templated transcription
Cellular component (GO): nucleus
Molecular function (GO): DNA binding; transcription coregulator activity
Source: RefSeq, a predicted model, not a curated record